This is a messenger RNA of Drosophila elegans, 1869 nucleotides long. Its product is annotated as neprilysin-11. The record is from RefSeq and is a predicted model, not a curated record. Gene Ontology annotation, molecular function: metalloendopeptidase activity. Gene Ontology annotation, biological process: protein processing. Lineage: Eukaryota; Metazoa; Arthropoda; Insecta; Diptera; Drosophilidae. Gene Ontology annotation, cellular component: plasma membrane.
AUGUGGGUUAUCUGCCUUUUAUUUGCGCCAAUUGUGGCAGCCAGUUACAAUACAAGGCUGCUAAAUAACAUCCUUAGCUAUGUGGACGACGAUUCCAAUGCCUGUGGACACUUUUACAAUCAUGUCUGCGGCAAGUACAAUGUACGCCACAUGGAUGAUUCCUUCUACGACAUUAUCCAAAUGCUGGACCACCAGGUUAACCAGAACUUCGUUAAACUAAUGGAGGAACUGGAACUGCGGCAGAGUUUUCAAUCGCCGGGCUUUAAUGAGUCUAGUGUGCAGGCUAAAGUCCUCCGUUUCUACCUCAGUUGCCGUGAAACCCAGCGAAAUAUGAGCAGCUUAGAGCAGUACCUCAAUCUGGCUUCUCCAGGCGAAGGACUCACCUGGCCCCAAUUCACUCCAAAUGGUAGGACGUGGCCCCAGAAACCGUUUAAAUGGCUGGAGACCGUUGCUUAUCUGCACCGAUACGGCCUAAACCAUGUUUUCCUAAACCUAGACGUCAUAUUGAACCCUCACAACGCCAGCGAAUAUCGAUUGGAAAUCAGAAAGCCCAGUUUUGCAGAAGAUUCACAACACUUGCACAGUUUUGUGGAAACACUGGCCAUUCUCUACAUCUUGAAGGUCCCGUCAACUGAAAUCGUACCUCUAGCACGAAAGAUCCGAAAUCUGGAGUUUGAUAUAAAAAUGUUGGCCAAAGAAUACGAUUUUGUUGAGAGUGGACUUUUCAGUGUGAAACAAUUGGAAAGCAGAACCGGUCACAACUGGCAGCGAUUCUUUGAGAUAACAGUUGGCCACAGUAUUACACCAGAAUUCCGGGUGCUGGCACAGCAUUUAAGGUACUUCACUUCACUUAAAAAUCUGAUGGACAAACAGCAAGAUGCACAGGUGGUAGCCAGCUAUAUAAUGACAAGAUUUGCAUUAUAUAUACUUCAAGACACAGAGGACAGCAAAGAGCCCAUCGCUUGCAUCACGGAUGUUCGCCGAAGCAUGAAUCUGGCCGCCAAUCUGCUUUAUAGGGAGCGCUUUCUAGAAACCUCAAACUUAAAUACCUACAUCCAUGAAAUUAAUAACAUUUUCGAGCAAUUGCGCCGCCAGUUCCUGCUGCAAGUCGAACACAAUCGCCUCGAGUUAACCGACACCCAGAAGAGAUAUAUCGCUCGGAAGGCAGAGAGUAUAAUACUCAACAUUGGAAACUUUCCAAUAACCGAUGAUCUUCACAACUUUGUCAGUCGACACUACAAGGAAUUGGAGUUUUCCUCCGGAGACCUUGAUUUCCAUCGUGAUCACCUUAAGUUGCUGCAAUUUCGCAUCCGAAAGAUAAUGGCACAAUCCAUAAAAGUGCACCAAGACGAGAAAAAUAUUUUGACUUACCCGAACCAAGCUUGGCCAUAUCCUCCAACUCAGCCUUUCUUUGUGCCGGACAGCGACGAUGUGUUUAAGUAUAGCCUGAUGGGAUUUACUCUGGCACAUCAGUUAAUGAAUGCCUUUGACACCAGCGGCAUCACAGUUGACAGCAAUGGAAACGAUCAAAAAUUCAAGUCACAGCGGUUCGACGAAGCUGUGGAGUGCAUGUAUCGCAACGGAACACGAAAUAUAGAUGAACGCAUAGUCGAUAAAGGCGGUCUGGAGCUGGCCUAUACUACAUAUUCUAAAAAUGGCAAGAACCGAAUAGACUUCACCCAUCUGCAACCGGAAAAGAUAUUCUUCCUCAGUUUGGGGCAGUUCUUCUGCGGAAAUAGCGAUUUUAAUGCAGAGUACAAAGAUGACCAGGAGCGUUUGCAGCAACUUCUAAACGGUUUCGAACCCUUUGAUGAGGUUUUUGGAUGCCGCCGAAAUGGCCCUCAGCUCGAAAAGUGCCAGCUGUGGUGA